AUGUCUAUAGCCCCCGUCAGCCACUGUCUAGUCCGCGGAUCCAUCACGCACAAAUACCAUAAAUCGACCAUACAUCAUAUCUCCCGCUCGAUCGCUUCAGACGUCGACGAGUUCUUCCACGUCGAGGAUGUCGUGCGGCCCGGAGAGACGAUCUCGUCAACGCAGUUUGAGCGACGCGCAGGGGGCAAAGGCGCCAAUCAGGCCGCCGCGGUCGCGCGAGCAGGCGGCACUGUGAGCUUAGUCGGUGCUGUGGGUGAGGACGGCAUAUGGGUCAUGCGGGACCUCGAGGCCAUGGGUGUUGAUGUCACGAAUGUGUCUGUCGUUCAGGAACCUACUGGGCGCGCAGUGAUCCAACUCACGCCUACCGGCGAAAACUGUAUUAUCCUCCACAAAGGAGCCAACUAUGCCCUCCAAGGCCCUCCAAGCGCCGUCACGCUCGCUUCCACCACGCAUCUACUACUCCAGAAUGAGAUCCCAUGGCCCAGCACACUUGCCUACCUCACCGCUGCGCGCGCGCAGGGCAUAACGACGAUCUUCAAUCCCUCCCCGAUGCCAGACGACAAUCAGAUCCGCUCCUUUCCCUGGACACGCCUGUCUUGGCUCCUCGUCAAUGAAGGCGAGGCCGAAAGCCUCCUCGCCGCCUUCCCACCCGAUACGCCCGCGUCAGAUGCAUCCUUUCCAGUCCCUGCGGGAUGGCCAAGCCACGCCUCCCUCGUGUCCGCAUACACGGUCGUGAGGAAACUCGCGGCCCACCCAUUUUUCUCCACGACGACGAACGUAAUCUGCACACUCGGUGCAGCCGGCGUCUUAGCCUUCUUACCCUCUUUGUCCCAGCCGAUUUACAUCCCUGCAGUAACACUACAUGGUGAUGUACGUGACACGACGGGAGCUGGCGAUUGUUUCACAGGAUACCUGGUUGCAGGGUUGAUGCAACUGGAGGCAGCGAGGGCUGAUGCGACCGCCCUGUCGGAUAGCGAUGUCAUCAAUAUUUUGACAAGAUCCACACAGGCUGCCGGAAUGUGCGUUGAGAAGCGAGGUGCAUUAGAAAGCAUCCCCGCAGCUGCAGAUGUAGAACGAAGAUUGAAAUCAAUCGUGACAUAA
Molecule: messenger RNA, 1101 nt
Organism: Heterobasidion irregulare TC 32-1
Lineage: Eukaryota; Fungi; Basidiomycota; Agaricomycetes; Russulales; Bondarzewiaceae
Exons: 6
Coding region: 1-1101 (366 amino acids)
Biological process (GO): D-ribose metabolic process
Molecular function (GO): ribokinase activity
Source: RefSeq, a predicted model, not a curated record